Monascus purpureus is the source of this 1632-nucleotide messenger RNA. NCBI's taxonomy places the organism in Eukaryota, Fungi, Ascomycota, Eurotiomycetes, Eurotiales, Aspergillaceae. The record is from the annotation of a GenBank genome assembly.
AAAAGCCAGUGUCCCUUGGCAUUAAUGAUGAUGUGUAUUCAACAGAAUCAAAAGCGUACAGAAUGGCGACUGCGCUUAAGAAUAUUGUUGUUGUCGGGGGCUCCUAUGUUGGGCACAGCUCUGCAAAGGAGCUGGCAAGCGUCAUCCCUCCUGCGUACAGGGUUCUCUUGAUCGAGCCACAUAGCCAUUUCCACCAUAUGUUCUUCUUCCCCCGCUUCGCCAUCGUCCCCGGUCAAGAACACAAAGCAUUCAUCCCCUAUAGCAACAUAUUUUCCUCCGUACCCAAUUCCGCCUCCCACGCCGUCGCUCAGGCCCGCGUACUCUCCAUACAACCAUCAUACGUCAAACUCGACAGAGAAUGGCAGGGCUCAACCCGCAUUCCAUUCGAGUACCUCGCCGUCGCGACGGGGACGCGUCUCGCUGAACCAGCCGGCAUGAGAGAUGACGAUAAGGUGUCUUCUGUAGCGUAUCUGCGGAAACACCAAGCGGACGUCAAGCGGUCCCAGUCUAUUCUGAUUGUUGGUGGUGGGGCGGUGGGCGUGCAGAUGGCGACGGAUCUGAAGGAAUUUUAUCCGGAGAAGGAGGUGACGGUUGUGCAGUCUCAGCCGCGGGUGAUGCCGCAGUUUCAUGAGAGGCUGCAUGAUAUUGUCAAGAAGCGGUUCGAUGAACUUGGGGUUCGACUCAUAACUGGCUCUCGCAUCGUUAUACCACCAAGUGGAUUCCGCAAUGACGGCAGCAUAUUCAACGUCCAGCUCACGAAUGGCACGGAAGUAUCGACACAAUUCGUCAUCCUGGCCACGGGCCAGACACCGAAUAACGGCCUCCUCAAUGACUUACCGCCCUCUCGACCAGACUCGCUGAUCAACCCGGACAACGGAUUCAUCCGUGUCAAACCUACCAUGCAGCUCCUCGAUGAGAGGUAUCCUAAUGUGUUCGCAGUUGGCGACAUCGCCGAUACAGGGGCGCGAAAGGCCGCCAGAUGGGGUGCUGCACAGGGAGCGGUCGUGGCGAAGAACAUCAAGGCUCUGAUCGAAGGGAAGCAGCCGACGGAGGAGUACCGACCGCAGCCAUCUGGCAUUCAUCUUACCCUGGGGUUAAGGCGAAGUAUUAAAUUCUUUAAUCCGGAUGUGGCGGGAGGGCAGAAGGAACCGAGAUAUACGGAACAACAUGAGUGAGCAUUAUCCUCUUGUUUUUACUGUCACUCACAGAACUGACGGAUGACCAGCAGCGAGGAUGAGUUGCGGAUAGACCAGUUCUGGCGGAGGCUGGGGAUACAUGCUGACAGGGCUGAGCGGUAUCAUCUGUGAGUGUAGAUGCAUCGAGGGGAGGUACCUGUACCUAUAGAUGCACCCAUGUAAAGUGAGGAUGGAAGUACCUGUACCUGGUAUCUAUGGAUCGGUUUAUGCCAAUCAAAUUGCUGGUAUCGCGUGAAACAUCAUACGCCCACCAAUCAGACUGAACUAUGCUGGCCAAUCAUCGGCAGUAGCUGUCCAGCGGGCCAAUAACAGGCGCGCGCAUGCAGCUAAGCAUCAAAAGCAUUUCUCUUCUCAUCUGACCGCUUUCGGCUUUCCCGCCGGAAGUCUUUUAUGUCGCAAUUGCUGUUCUUCUUCCUCUCUUUCUUUCUUUCUUACU